Messenger RNA from Pyrgilauda ruficollis (rufous-necked snowfinch), 2670 nucleotides. RefSeq names its product zinc finger protein 883-like. The record is from RefSeq and is a predicted model, not a curated record. The transcript has a single exon. Gene Ontology annotation, biological process: regulation of cytokine production; regulation of immune system process; negative regulation of transcription by RNA polymerase II. NCBI's taxonomy places the organism in Eukaryota, Metazoa, Chordata, Aves, Passeriformes, Passeridae. The annotation marks the transcript as partial.
CCCACGCGGUUCCCCCGCUGCGGCCGCAGCUCGCCCGAGGAAAAACCCCGGAGAUCCCUCAGCAGGACGGGCUGCAAACGCAGAGAGCAGGGAUGCGAGGGGGAAAGAGCCAGGCUGGGCCGGGGAGGCGGCCGGAGCUCGGAGCUGGGGGUCCCUGAGCAGCUCCAGGAUGGGGAGAAGCCCCACACGUGCUCGCGAUGUGGGAAGAGCUUCAGGUGGAGAUGCUGUCUGGUUGAACAUUUCAGAAUCCACACUGGGGAGAGGCCCUACGAGUGUGGUCAGUGCAAGAAGAGGUUCCUGACCCGCUCUGAUCUCAUCAAGCACCGGCGCACUCACACCAAGGAGAAGCCCUUCGUCUGCCCCGACUGCGGGAAGGGCUUCAGUCAGAAGUCCAACCUCGUCACCCACCGUCGCAUCCACACCGGGGAGAGGCCCUACAAGUGUGGACACUGUGGGAAGAGCUUCACCACGAACCAGCAGCUGAUUGUCCACCAGAUGAUCCACACGGGAGAACGGCCCUACAAGUGCGGACAGUGUGGGAAGAGCUUCAAGACGAGCUGCCAGCUGGUUUUACACCAGAUGAUCCACACGGGAGAACAGCCCUACAAGUGCGGACACUGUGGGAUGAGCUUCACCCUGCGCUCCCGCCUGAUUUUACACCAGAGGCGCCACCCGGGGCAUUGGCCAGGAUCCGAGGGGGAACGACCCUCCCUGGGCCGGAGCUCGGAGCUGGGGGUCCAUCAGCAACUCCAGGACGGGGGGAAUCCCCACAGGUGCUCGGAGUGUGGGAAGAGCUUCACGUGUAAAUCCUCCCUGGUGUACCACUUGCGAAUCCACACCGGGGAACGGCCCUACAAGUGUGGCCAGUGUGCGAAGAGCUUCAGCACAAACUCCUGCCUGAUCGUCCACCGGAGGAUCCACACUGGAGAGAGGCCCUACAAGUGCGGGCAGUGCGGGAGGGGCUUCGCUUCCAGCACGGAGCUGACCGUCCACCGCAGGAAGCACACGGGGGAACGGCCCUACGAGUGUCUCCAGUGUGGGAAGAGCUUCAGCCGCAGCUGCCACCUGAGUGUCCACCUGAGGUGCCACACCGGGGAGAGGCCCUACCAGUGUCCCCAGUGUGGGAAGAGCUUCAGGACGAGCUCCUGCCUGAUGAAACACCAGAUGAUCCACACCGGGGAGAAGCCCUACGAGUGUGGGCGGUGUGGGAAGAGCUUCAUGGCGAGAUCCCACCUGACUGUCCACCAGAGGAGCCACACUGGGGAGAGGCCCUACCAGUGUCCCCAUUGUGGGAAGAGCUUCAGCACGAGCUCCUACCUGAUCGUCCAUCAGAGGAUCCACAGCGGGGAGAGGCCCUUCAAGUGUGGGGAGUGCGGGAAGAGCUUCAUCACCCGCUCCUUCCUGAUCUACCACCAGAGGAUCCACACGGGGGAGCGGCCCUACGAGUGUGAUGUGUGCGGGAAGGGGUAUCGCACCAGCUCCCUUCUCCUCGUUCACCAGCGCACUCACACCGAUGAGAAGCCUUUCCUCUGCCCCGACUGCGGGAAGGGCUUCAGGGACAACUCCACCCUCGCCAUCCACCGGCGCACCCACACCGGAGAGAGGCCCUACCUGUGUCCCCAGUGUGGGAAGAGCUUCAUGCUGAGCUCCUACCUGACUGUCCACCAGAGGAGCCACACGGGGGAGCGGCCCUACCAGUGUGGGCAGUGCGGGAAGAGCUUCACGACGAGCACCAGCCUGGUCUGCCACCAGAGGAUCCACACCGGGGAGAGGCCCUACCACUGUGGGCAGUGUGGCAAGAGCUUCAGCACGAGCUCCUGCCUGGCUUCCCACCAGAAGAGCCACAGCGGGGAGAAGCCCUUCGAGUGUAUGCUGUGUGGGAAGAGGUUCCGGGUUAACUCCACGCUCCAGAGGCACCAGAGCACGCAUUCAGGGGAGAAGCCCUUCCGCUGCCCCGACUGCAACCGGGGCUUCAAGCUCCACACCUACCUUGUCAAGCACCGGCUCAUCCACUCCGGGCCGGGGCCCCGUGAGUGUCCCCAGUGCGGGAAGAGCUUUUCCGCCAGCUCCCUCUUGGCCAGACACCAAUGGAAGUACCACUGAGGGCAGCCCUGUGAGUGCCCAGAGCGCAGGAAGAGCUCCGUGCGCUGCUCCAGCUCCAUCCCCCGCGGGAGGAUCCGCGCUGGAUGAUCCCCAGGGAGCCCCGGUGAUCCCUGGUGCCGGUGAUCCCUGUUGGGAAGACACCUGGGGGCUCCGCAUCAUCCUGGCUCCCCGUGGGCACAUCCGCAGUCCAACAUCAGACAUCCGUUGUGGAGAGCGGAUUUGUCGAGUUCUGACCCUAGAAAAAUCUGUUUUUCCGUCUUGUGGUGGUCUUAGGCAACAUUAGAUAGCCUCGGAGGUCUUCUCCAACAUCAGUCCAUUGUUUUAUUUAUUUCUGGCCCACGGGCAUCUUCCACAGCGGAAUGGAGUGGGAUUGGGGCAAAACCCCAAAUUUUGGAGAGAGUGGUGUGGAAACUCCUCCAAAAAUGGUUCUUCCCACCCAUCCAAGCAUGUGAGUGCUCUGCCAGCAGGGACACGUAAAUCCUUUUGUUUUGGUUUUGGAAUGAAAAGGUUUCUGUUCAUCCCCUUGAAAGCCUUGAAGCUGAGGUGGAAAUAAAGACGUUGAUCUGA